AUGGCUGCAGGAGGACCGUGUGGAGGAUCUACUUUUGGAGGACCUUUAACUCCAUUUUCACAAGCUGUUGGCAAUGGCUUGCAUCAUCAAGUUGGCGCAGUUCCUCCCUAUUACCCAUAUGCUGGUAUGCAGCAACAAACGAUUCCGUUGUCAAAUCGACACUAUCCUACUAAUCAUAAUUAUAGACUUUACUAUUUCGAUUCUCGUGGUCGUGGAGAAGUAAUCCGCCUACUAUUUUCAUUUGCCAAUGUUCCAUAUAAAGACAAACGUGUUAAACAGGAUGAAUGGUCCACACUGAAAGAACAAAUGCCAUUGAAUCAACUACCUGUUUUGAAAAUUGAUGGCGGCUUUAAAUUACCUCAAACAAAUGCAAUCGUCCGUUAUCUAGCCAAUGAAUUUCGUCUGUUAGGUAACAAUCAGUUUGAUCAUGCAAUUAUCGAUAGUAUAUUAGAAACAAAUAAUGAUUUAAAAGUGAAAAUAUUACCAUUGAUUGAUAGGAAGGAUCCUGAGCAACAACGUCAAUCUGUCAAAAAGUUUUUAGAUGAUGGAGAAGCCAGUCAGCAUUUAAAACGAUUAGAGAAAUUAUUUAUUAACUAUGGUAGACAUGGUCCUUUUUAUCUUGGUAGUCAUGUAUCACUUGCUGAUCUUGUAGUUUAUGAUGGUCUAUAUUAUAUCAUUGAUGCUGAACCAAAAGUUUUGGAUAAUUAUCCAAAAUUAAAAGAAAACAGAAAGCGUCUAGAAAAACAUCCGCAGAUGGCCAAUUAUCUAGGAUUAAAUCAAAAACGUAAACAACGAUCUUCACAUUUACAUCAUGGCAAAUCAUCCACACCUGUGAAUCCAACAAGCGAUAGAAGAGAACAUUCCUAUGAACAGAGACAUCAACAUCGUGGGAAAUCACCCACACCUGUGAAUCCAACAAGCGAUAGAAGAGAACAUUCCUAUGAACAGAAACAUCAACAUAGUGGCUAUCACAACAAUGUACCAAGUGGCGAUGAAAAUCGGCAGACUAUCCAUCAUCAUGGAACCAGACAAUCUAAAUCGCCAAGUCUUGCUGUGAAUGACCACAGUGAAGAAAAGUCAAAUCAUGAAACACAAUCUCAACUACUCUCGCGCUCUUCUACCAAUGUACCAGACAAUGUGUCAACUCAUAGUGACUAA
This is a messenger RNA of Didymodactylos carnosus, 1158 nucleotides long. Lineage: Eukaryota; Metazoa; Rotifera; Eurotatoria; Philodinida; Philodinidae. The record is from the annotation of a GenBank genome assembly.